AUGUCCUCGCCCCCGUCCUCAUCCUGGCAGGACCGCCGCUUCAUGUGGCCCGCGGGCCGCGAAGUCCACGAAGGCAGCGUCCGUCGUAUGUCUGGCUCCUCCGGCAGCGACAAGACCGCCGAGUCCCCCGUCCUGAACAAUGCUACCCCUGCCACCGACGCCGGACCACCAGCUCUCCCCGACUACCCGCUCGUGGAGAAGAAGGUGCUCUCCAACCCGGACGCCUGGGGCGGCGACAGACGAUUCAUAGGCAGAAUCGGAAGAGAGGUGCACGAGCCCGCCAGGAGGCUGAGCGGGUCGAGUGCAAGCAAGCCGGCCGAUGUGCCCAAGGCCAGCUCGCCCCCUGCCACGAGCUCCGGCGGAGGCAUUGCGGCUGCGAUUGCCGGACGGAGACGGUCCUCUGCCUCCAACCAAGGUGGCAUCUUCUCCGGCCUCAUGGCAAACCGAGACGCCCACUCCGAGCGUCGACAGGGCUGGGAGGACAUGAAGAAGCCCGAAGGCUUCAGCGCAUUCAUGUCCGGGCUGGUCAACACGAAGCCCGCCGAAGAGAAGAAGUGA
Molecule: messenger RNA, 558 nt
Organism: Fonsecaea multimorphosa CBS 102226
Lineage: Eukaryota; Fungi; Ascomycota; Eurotiomycetes; Chaetothyriales; Herpotrichiellaceae
Exons: 2
Coding region: 1-558 (185 amino acids)
Source: RefSeq, a predicted model, not a curated record